AUGUCGGCGUCGCGCACAGCGAGGCGGGGCGGCGCGCGGCAGGAGGAGAGCUCGAGCCGGGAUGCCGGGGGAGGGAGGGGGGGACGACGGGGAAGGGGCGCGCGAGGGCGUGGGCAAGGCCGAAGCAGCAGCAGCAGCGCGCGGGGCGCUGGCAGGGGCGGCAGGACGGACGAUGACGGUCCGGUGACCGCGGAGCAGAUACUGCUGGGGGGGAAGGCGCUGGGACAGGCGCUUGCGGGCAGAGAUGAAGAUGAGGAGGAGGAGGAGAGCGAGGAGGAAAACGAGGAUGAGGAUGAGGAGGAGGAGAGCGAGGAGGAAAACGAGGAGGAUGAUGAGGAGGAGGAGGAGGAGGAUGAGGAGGAGGAGGAUGAAAAAGAGGAGGAGAAAGAGGAGGAGGAGGAGGAUGAGGAGGAAGAGGAGGAGGAGGAGGAUGAGGAGGAGGAUGAGGAGGAGGAGGAGGGAGAGGGGGAAGAAGAGGAAAAGGAGGAGGAGAAGGAGGGGGAGGAAGACCAUGCCCAUGGUGCUGCUGCUGAGGGGCCGGCCGCUGCCCCUGGGCGCGCACUGGCAGGCGCAGGCGGGAUUGUGAAGAGGGAAGACGGGCAUGGGGGGGAAGGCGCAGAGGAGGAGGAGGAGAACGAGGUGGAGACGGGAGCAGGGGAAGUGAAGGGGCAUGGCGAUUCAGUUGGAGACGCGGAAGAGAGGGAUGAGAAGAAGAGGACGGCGGGUGGUGUGGGUGCGAGCGGGUAUAGGCGAGGCAGGAGGGGGUCUCAGCCUGUUGCUGGUCGGCGUGACGCGGAGACCCAGCAAAGGGUGGAAACUGGGAUACUGAAGUGUGGGGAAGGAGAGGGGGGACAUAGAGAGGAUGAGGAGGAGGGGGCGGAGGAGGAGGGGGAGGAGGAGAGUGGCUGUGUGGUGCGUUCGAAGGAGGGGAGUGGCGGUGGUGGGAAGGCAGUGGUGAGCGCUGUGAAGAUAAAGCUGGGAAGGUUCAGUGCGAGGGAGGAGGACGAAGAGAGGGGGGUCGUGGGAGGUGCAGACGGGGGGGUGGGUGGCAGCGGUGGUGUGAAGGAGGUUGGUGCGAGGGUGGUUCGAGGAGAGCAGGGUGCUGACAGUGCCACCGCACAUGGUGCUGCUGCUGCUGCCACUACUGCUGCAGAAUCAUCAGCAGCAGCAGCAGCAGCAGCAGUCGAUGCAGCAGGUGCGCAUGCAAGCGUGAGGGUGAGGGUGCCGAAGCUGUGUGGCUGGAGCGACAUUCUGCAGCGGUCAACGCGAGUGACCCGCGUUGGCAAGGGCAGCAGGCCUCGUGCGCUGGGAGCUGUGGCGCGCGCAUGCAAAGGGCCGUGGGAAGCGUAUGAUCUGCCCUCGCCCCGCCCUGCCGCUUCUGCUGAUGGCGCUGCUGGUGAGGAGGAGGGCGCAUGCGCUGGUGGGGCGACGGGAGAGGUGAAAGCCGAGGGGGAUGCGGAGGGGUUUGGAGAGGUGAAAAAAGAGGCGAGUGCAGAAGGGAAUGGGGAGCCGGAUGGAGAUGCUUUAAAGAAGGAUGGGCAAGAGGAAAAUUCCGCGGUUGAUGGGUGUGGUGAUGAUGGGGAACGAUUAGGAAAGAAGGCGAAGGAAGAUGGGCAGGAGGAUGAGGUGGGGAAGGGACAGUGUGAAGAUGGGAGAGAGAGGGGCAACGAAGGGGGAAGGAGAGGAAGAGGGAAGGGAGCAGUGGGUGCGAGGUGGAAGAGAGAUGGAGGUGGGGGAAUGGACAGGGGAAGAGGGCGAGGGGGUGGGAGGGGAAGAGGGGGCAGGCAGUAUGGCGGUAGGUGGGCAGCAGGCAGAGUUUCAAUAAAGGAGGAGCCAGAGGAGAGUGAGAUGCAGGAAAAGGGGGGUGAGGAGGAUCCGCAUGGGGAAGGGACAGCGCAUGUGAUUGCGCAGAGGAAGGAUAGCCUUAAUCCGAGUGCAAGUGAUGCCUGUGCAGCGAGGGAGGGAGUGGAGGGUGCGGAUGAAGAGAGGACGGCGAGUGGUGCAGCGGGGCAGGUCUCCGCUGCUGUGCAAGGUGCUGGGGACGGGUGCCUGGAUGCUGCUGCCAUGUGUCUGGAGGAAGAGGAGGCAGGAGGACGCAGGGAGGGCAGCACGAAGCAGGCAGUGGGGAGCUGCACGGGGGGUGGUGUGGAUGGAGGGAAGGAGAGCGCUGGGGUGGAGGGGUGUGGAGAGGGGCAGGAGAGGCAAGGCGGGGAGGAGUGUGGAGAGCAGGGCGUGGUGAAGGGCGGGGAGCGGCACGGGGAAGGGCAAGAGAGGAGCUCUGCAGAUGGUGCAACGAAAGCCCCGUCGAGCCCACGGAGUGAUGGCAGCAGGCAUGCGUGCAUGGCCUCUACGCCAGGGAGAUCUGCAGGUGAUUCUCCGGAGGAGAAGGGACCGCACGAGCAGCGGGGGGGGGAUCGGGAAAUCGGUCAGGGGCAGCAGCAAAAGGAGAGCACAGGAGGUGAUAUCAAGGGUGGAGAUGAGGGGCAUGUGCAGGGGCAAGAGUGUGAGGGCGGUUGCAAGGACCCCCCUGUGAAGUCCUCCUCUGGAGCGCCCGUGUGCACUGCUGCGGACCUGCUAUGCCCUCCCACGCUCCCCGUAUCCUCUGCUGCUGCCGCUGCUGCCUCCCAUCCCUUGCGCCCCUCCCAAUCCUCCCCUCCACCUUCUGCCUCACACUCCGCAGCGGUCUCUCCCGCGUCAUCUCUUUCACUGGGCUGUGGAGCAGCAACAGUGGCACGCAUGGGAGCUGCGGGUGGGGCAGAUGCAAAGGGCGGGGCAACUGAGCUGGACAAGCAUGGGGAGGGCGCAAUGCAGAAAGCGGAUGGUGAACAAAACAUCAAAGUGCCGUGCCAGGGGAGUGGUGGAGGAGAGAACGAGGGUGCAAUGGAGUUGAAGGAGGAGGUGGGUGUUGAUCAGAGAGUGUUGAGCACGCAGGCACGUGCUGGCAUGCAGACAGGGGGGGUGACAGAAGCAGUGAAGGCAGCUGUAGGGGAUAAAGAUGAGCAGAGAGGGAAGGAGGAUGGGGGUGGGAUGGGAGGAGGAGUGGGAGGCGCGGGUGUGGAUGAGGGGCGUGAGGAUGGUGCGUGGGGCACGGGGAUUGAGAGCAAUGUGAAAGGAGGGAAGCAUGCGAGUGGCGAGGUUGUGGGGAGUGGAUGUGGAAGGGCAGAGGCGAGCACCGUGAUUCUGGUGAGUAAGACAGGAGAGGAAGCAGAGCGGGCAGGGAAGGAAGCAAAGCGGGCAAGGGAGGAAGCAGAGCAGGCAGGGGAGGCAGAGGGGAGAGGGGAGGCAGAGGGGAGAGGGGAGGCAGAAGGGAGAGGGGAGGCAGAGGAGGGAGGGGAGGCAGAAGAAAGCUGUAAGAAACGCAGGAGAUCUGAGUCGAGUCGGGCAGCAGCAGGUGGGGAGAAGGAUGCAGGGUCAGACAUGGUGGAGAGCGGGGCAGGAGGUGGUGGACGGACGCGCUCUCUUGCCGCAACAGGCUCCGAUCCUGCAGGCUCAGGCAAGAGAGGUUCGGCAGAGGAAGGAUCAGGCGGAGGUGCAUGUGAGGAGCAGCAGGGUAGAGAGGGUAGCGCGUGCAGUGGAAGGCAUGGUUGUGCCGAGGAGGAGAGUGGGAGAAAGAGAGGCGGGAGCGGCACAGUGGGUGCAUCAGCAGCAAGCGCAGAUGAUGCUGCGGAAGAGGAGAGGGGUGACGAGGGGUGCUGGGUGGUUGGCGAGAGCGGGGAUGAGGAGGAGAAAGGCAGCCGGGAGGAGGUGGCAUCGGCGCAGGUGCAAGAGCAGGAGGGCCCGAGACAGGGGAGUAAGAGGGACGGUCAAGAAGGAGCGCAAGCAGAGAGUGAAGCAGCGGAGAGCGAAGCAGCAGCAGAGACGGGUGGGACACAAAAGGCACGCAAAGGGGACGCUCCUGCUGCGCCUGCGCCUGCUGCUGGUGGAACUGUUGGUGUGCGGACAAGGGCAAGCAGGGGGGAACCGGCCGGCGAGGAGAGCAGGAGGCGGGGCAGCGGGAGAGAGGGAGGCGUGCCGCUACGGAGGAGUGCGCGGGUGGCAGAUGGCAUGGGCGGGUGGAAGCGAGGGUUCUGGGCGCUGGACGAUGGGUGGUAUGAGCGGGAGCAGCGCGAGGGGGAGAAGGCGAGGCGAGGGCGCAGCAGGGCAAGGCAGAAGACAGGAGACUCGGAGGUGAAAGCAGAGAAGGAGGAUGUGGAGGGGGCUCGAGGGAAGAAGAGGAGGCGAGUGGAGAGGGCGGGAUCAGGUAGUGAAGGGGGGCGCGAGAUGGGUGAGAGUAAAGGUGAGAGCAAGGGUGCAGGGGCGGGUAAGGUGAGUAGGCGUGCACAGGGCAAGGGUGCUGUGGGUAAGGGCGAGGAUACGAGUGCUGAACACAGUGCAGGGGAGAGAGGGUGGGAUGGUGCAGAGGGUGGGGGGAAGAAGAGGGAUUGGGCUGGAUUGGAUUCUGACAAGAGCAAAAGCAUGAGUGGUGGCACGUGCAAGCGACUGAGGGUGGAUGGAUUGUUGAAAGGGGAGAGGGAGGGCGAGGGGGAUGAAGGGGACAGGGACUCAGAGUUGCAAGGGAAGGGGAGAAUGGACGGGAAGGAAAGAGAUGGUGACUUUUCCCAGUACAACGAGACUAUGAGUGCAGUGAAGAGGGUGGAAGGGGAUAGGCGGAGUGGGAAGGAAGGCAGGAGUGCCUCUGGGAAGUCCUCUGAUGGCCCGUUUGAAGAGAUGGACUUGCAGCAAGCAGCCCUGGCUGGCAUUCGCGUGGUAGAGCCCGCUGCAUGCGAGGGGCGAGACAGGGAAGGGAGAGAGAGGGAAGGGAGAGGGAGGGAGGGGAGAGAGAAUGCGGAGAUUGAACGGGACAGUGAGGGAAAGAACAAGGAGAAGGAGGUUGAGGGCAGGACGAAGGAGGAGGAGGAGAGGGAGAAGCGUUGGAGGAAGGUUAGGAUCGGGAGAUAUGAUGGGAUGGAGGAGCUGAAGGAGAGUGUGGAGGAUAGGGAUGGGCUAGGAGUGGUGGUGAACGUGCAAGCCGAGCAAGAGCCUGUGGUGGUGUGGCUCAUGGGGCGACCUCUAGUCAUGGGAACCCGCCCUUGCUCUCCCUCCCCUGCCUCCUCAACUCCUUGCACCACCACUCCUCCUCCUCCUUCUACUGUUGCUGCUGCUGCUGCUGCUGCUGCGGCUGCUGCUGCAGCUGCUUCUGAUUCUACGUCCACACCUCCUGCGCCUGUGUAUGCGCUCCCACCCAAAGCUGGCUCUGCUCGUACUACCCCACCUGCCACUGCAGCGCACGCCUCAUCUUGGGCUAACGCCGAUGCCCUUGCUCCCAUCCGCACCAGCACCACUGCUGUCAAUGCCAGUGCACCCAUUGCUGCUCCUGCUGCCGCUGUGCCGGCAACCGUGGCUGUGUCGUCCCCCUCGGCUGUGCGCAUGGUGUCUCCUCUCAGAGCACCUCCGCCUCUCACCCUUCGCCAUAUGCCUGGCGGCAUGGCUGGCUGGCCGGGGGUGAGAGGGCAGCAUGUGGCAGCAGCAAGCACAGCAGGAGCAGAAGCAGGUGGAGCAGUGGGGGCAUUAGGAGGGUCAAGGUGUGCAGAAGCAGUACCUAACGUCCCUCUCAUGCCUUCAAACCGUGCCCCAAUGCCUCUGGCUCGGCCCAUGCACGCCCACAUGCACACACAUGCACCUCCAGCACACGCGCAUGCGCCUCCCUCACACUCGCGCUCGCACACCCACCAGCACCACCCUGCCUUACACCUGCCAUCCCCAUCCUGGUCACUGUACUCUACUCCACCAACCAGCCAGCAUGAGUGGGCCCAUGCAGGCCCCCCCACGGCUCAGCAUGCCUCGUUCCCUCAUGCCUCCCCUCUCUCCCAGCCUGCUCCCACUGCGCCACCUGCAUCAUCUGCACCUACCGGCACAGCUAGUUACUUCCCAGGGCAGAGCGGGGGUAUGUGUUUGCAGCCGGGGAGUAUGGGCAGCGCCAGUGACCCAUUGCCUCCGCACUCACAAGCCCAUGGGAAUAAUGUGGCAGCGGCCGUGGGAGCAGCAAGGACUGUAGCAGGUGCAGGUGCAGCAGUGCGAGGGGCCGCUUUAGAAGCAGUGGCAGUGGGUGCAGGAGGUGGUUGCACAACAGCAGCAGCAGUCCCCGUGCUAGGAGGCACAGCAGUGGGAGCACCUGCUGUUGCGGCUCCAUAUGGUGGGGAGCAAGGGUGGAGAGACAGCGGAGGAGGAAGCGGAGGAGCAGGGGAGGUGAAGGCGAGGUUUCGACCGGACGAAGUGGUUGUGCUGGAUGACUCCCCGCCCUGCUCCCCCACCAACGCACAUGCAGCGGCCAGGGAAGCAACAGCAGCCGGAGCUGCAUGCACGAAUACUGCGUCUGCUGCGGUCGCCCCCGGCAAUACCUCUCUCAACCUCACACCACCGUGUGCCUCUUCCGCUCUUGCCACGCCUCCUCACCCCACUCAGCCUCCAUUCAGGCAAUCCCUACUCUCCCAUCCUAACCUCCACCCCGGGCUCACUAUUCUCCCGCUUCCCGCCUUCUCCUCUCCUGCGUUCGCUAGCCCGGAUCCUCCCCAUGCUUCUCCUCUCUCGCUUGCUCCCUCUAUCGUGCGCCACUCCCCGCACUCUCUCCCUACCCCGUCCGCACCUGCCCGGCCCCCCUCCCUCCCAGCAUCCGCACCUGCAGCUGGGUUCGGGAGAGGCAGGGGCAAGCCAGGGCAGAUGGGGGAGAGGCGAGGCGCGGAAGGGCAGGCAGCAGACGGUGCUGGUUUCAGCGAGGCGCAUGCAGGGGGGAUGGCACGUGUGCCGACUCACUCACUGCGCAACAGCAUUGGCCGGGGGCGAGGCACAAAUAUUCACCUUGGGGGCGUUCCACACGCGGCCGGUGCGCCCCCCUCCUUUGCACCCCCACUCCCCCCCAACCACCUCUCACGCCCUGGCGACGCCUUCCGUCAUGCCGUGGACGCGGCCCCGCGGCCCCUAGUCGUGCCCUGGUCGCGCCCCGUCGUCGCGCCCUACCGCACACUUCCGCACCCCGCCGCUGUCGCGCUCACACCCGUCGCCGCCGCACAUGCGCCUACCGCGCGCCCUGCCGCCGCUGCGCCUGCACCUGUCGCGCUCGCGCCUGCCGUGCUCUCGCCUACCGCGCGCCCAUGCGACCUGCCGCGCGCCUGCCGCACGCCCUGUCGCGCCCUCCCGCGCCCUGCUGGCGCGCGCCCGUGCUCCCUGCUGCGCGCCUGCCGUGCCCUGCUACACGCCCUGCUGCGCUCUACCGCACCCGCUGUGCACCUGCCAUUCGCCUCCCACGCGCCAAACUGCAGCCUGUUGCCACGGCUGCCUUGUGCCUCUGAUUCCUCCUCUCAUGGCGUACGAGUUCGUCCUGUGGCGACCGCUCCCGCUGCUGCUGUGGCGCCUGCUCCCGCUGCUGCGGCGACUGCACCCGAGGAGGCGCAGCCGACUGCUGUGGUCCCGGCCCCUGAGUCUGGGGUGGCGCCGCAACCGGUGCCACUCUAG
This is a messenger RNA of Closterium sp. Naga37s-1, 7488 nucleotides long. Lineage: Eukaryota; Viridiplantae; Streptophyta; Zygnematophyceae; Desmidiales; Closteriaceae. The record is from the annotation of a GenBank genome assembly.